UCACACAAUGAAGACCCGCCUAUUCGCAUUCACCUUACUGCUACUUGGCUCAAGUACCAUCCUUGUGGAAGCAAUAUCCAGAGGAACAGAGAAAAUCAUUACCGAUGAUGGUUAUACGGUCGAAAAGCACCAAGUGGUAACAUCCGAUGGCUACGUACUGUCACUGUUUAGAAUUCCUGGCUACCGAACCACACCCGUGUUCCUACAGCAUGGUUUACUAUGCUCGUCGGCAGAUUGGGUGAUUUUGGGACCGGGGAGAUCCCUGGCCUACUUGCUAGCUGAUGCCGGCUAUGACGUUUGGCUAGGGAAUGCUCGUGGGAACACCAAUUCUCGGCAGCAUGUGACAAUGGAUCCGAAGAAGGCCAAGUUCUGGGACUUCAGUUGGCACGAAAUUGGUCUCCUCGAUCUGCCUGCCAUGAUCGAUUACGUUCUGGAGAAGACCGGUCAGCAGUCGCUCCACUACGCAGGACAUUCUCAAGGGACUACGUCGUUUUUCGUAAUGGCGUCGUUGAGACCGGAGUACAACGGGAAGAUUCGUUCGAUGCACGCACUGGCUCCGGUCGCCUUCAUGGGUCAUCUGCGAUCGCCUUUCAUACGAGCUUUUGCGCCCUUUGCCAAUCAGAUUGAGUGGACGAUGGGCAUGCUGGGAGUUACGGAGUUCCUGCCAAGUAAUAAAAUGAUGGCCCUAGGCGGUCAAAAGGCUUGUGAAGACUCAUCAGUGCUGCAGGAAGCCUGCGUCAAUGCACUCUUUCUCGUCUCUGGAUACGAUUCGGCUCAGACGAACCGGACGAUGCUUCCGGCCAUUCUGGAGAACACCCCAGCGGGUGCUUCGGUGAAACAGUUCAUUCACUUCGCCCAGGGAAUCAACAGUGGCCGAUUUCGACAGUACGAUCUCGGUAUCGUGCGCAAUUUGAUGGAGUAUGGAUCCGUCUCUCCACCGAGCUAUCCGCUGAACCGGAUAUCGGCACCGGUGUUCCUGCACUACGGAGAUAACGAUUGGCUAGCAUCGGUUACGGAUGUUGGGCUCCUGCAUCAACAGCUGGGGGACUCUGCUCAGUUGCUUCGGGUUCCGGAUAACCGGUGGAACCAUCUGGAUUUUACGUAUGGAAAUGAUGCGAAACAUUUACUGUACGAUCGAAUCAUAGAACUUAUGGGUCAACACGAAUGAAGGCACAUUUAUUGCGAUUAAUUAAUUAACACU
Ochlerotatus camptorhynchus is the source of this 1201-nucleotide messenger RNA. RefSeq names its product lipase 3-like. The record is from RefSeq and is a predicted model, not a curated record. Gene Ontology annotation, biological process: lipid metabolic process. Gene Ontology annotation, molecular function: hydrolase activity, acting on ester bonds. Bases 8 to 1168 code for a protein of 386 amino acids. The transcript has 2 exons. Lineage: Eukaryota; Metazoa; Arthropoda; Insecta; Diptera; Culicidae.